AUGAGCGGCAACCAGAAGCAGGCGCCACCCGUCGGGGCCCAAACGCGCUUCCCGCAGCAACAGCAACAAACGUAUCCUUUUCCUGCAGCUGACUCACGCGAUUCACAACCACGGCACCAAGGAGCUCAUGCGUUCCCAACACGCUGGGUGACCGAGAGCGGUAAGUCAGCGGCUGAAUUUCAUGGUGGGUCUUACGUCCAACAGCAGCAACAGCCGCCUAAUCAGAUCACCAAUCAAGGACCGCCGCUGAGAGGCAUGGCGCCUACCGGUCCGCCGACGCAGGCCUCGACGCCGCCGAACGCCGAUCUCAAGGUCCAGCAGCACGUGCCGCAGCAGCAGACGAUGAAUCUGUAUCCGCAGCGCGGUCAGAACUACUUCCAGCGUCCGCCACAGUCCAAUCAGCCGCAACGGCUUAUUAAUCAGAGACCUAAUCAGCCGGCUUUAUAUGCGAGUCAUCCGUCGAUACAGGUGCCUCAGUAUCAGGUGCUGAAUAUGCCGAUGCCAUCUUACCCCGCCCCGUACGGAGGACAUGGACCUACGACGUUUGUCCAACCAUACUUGCAGAACUAUCGUGCGCCGGCGAUGUUCACACAGCAGUACGCUCCGCCGCCGUAUUAUUAUAAUCAGACGAUGCAGCGUCAGCCGCAGGCGUCGGUGCAGCCAGUCGCGCAGGGCAUGCCGCACACCCCACAACCGCCACAGGCGAUGGCGACUACCGCGAUGACUGCGCCUAUGCAAAAGAAGCAACCGAAAAGCGCAGCAAUGCUAUCCCAAUUGUUGAUCCCGCGACUAUGA
This is a messenger RNA of Dalotia coriaria, 795 nucleotides long. Its product is annotated as calcium-binding protein P-like. Lineage: Eukaryota; Metazoa; Arthropoda; Insecta; Coleoptera; Staphylinidae. The transcript has 3 exons. The record is from RefSeq and is a predicted model, not a curated record. The coding region runs from base 1 to 795 and encodes 264 amino acids.